ACUAGCAGCGGAACUGAGAAAGAUAAUUUUUUUUAAAAGUUAACUUCAAGGCUUAGAAUUUAAAGAGCCAAACAAAAUCUUAACCACAGAAAAGGCAAAUAUUCAGUAAUUGAUGGAAAAAAUCGGUCCUAAAUUUUCCGUAAUGAUUGCAGUUUCAUUCAUUUUGCUUAAUUUGUUGGACUUCGGAGAAGUAAGUGGGCAUCGACUUAGCCGGAAGCAUCGUAAGUCAAAAAGGAUGGAGCAAAAUAUCUUAACAGACCUUCCUCGACUUGUCGGCUCCAGCGGUGUUCAGUCCUCGAUCAUCAAUGGAAUAAAUUCUCAGUGCAAACCUUUCUACGUCCGAAUUGACGUGAGAGAGAACCCGGAUGCUCUUGUGCCUAGUUACUUCUGUGGGGGCACUAUCGUGGACCGUCGCUGGGUCAUGACUGCUGCCAAUUGUGUCCAAAACUAUAAAUUUGAUCAGAUCAGAGUAAAGGAGUUCAACUGUUGGUAUGACGCCAUUCACACUUCACACGUCGAAGCAGUUUUCAUUGCCCCAAACUUUCAGCAGAGACCAAAACGUAGAAAUGACAUCGCCCUCAUCAAAGUGAAAACUCACUACCCAGAUCACAGAGUGAUGCCCAUAUGUCAGGUGGAGCCAGAGUUAGGGACCAUCCUGGGCUCAUGUGGCCUUGGGUCUACCUCGGCACCUAAGCUGACAAUCCCAACUCACAUCCAGGAGGUUUUCUUUUACGAGUCGAUGUUCGAGAACAUAGAUCCCUUCAACUUCGAGACCUGUGCUCCUGGCAACGUGUGCACAGAUACAGUGACAGACGACUCAAACAUCUGUGUUGGGGACGAAGGCAACCCCCUCUACUCGUUCUCAUGCCAGACAUCCAUCUCCCCCCACUGUCUCUACGGGGUGGCCAGCUACUUCCUCCCCCUAACCCAUCCACAGCAGAUGGCAACUUGCAAGGACGGGAGUGUGUAUGCUAGCGUGAUACCACACACCGACUGGGUUUUCCAAACCAUGCUGCUCAACUGAACUUAAUUCGCUCCCAGCAUAGCCCACCCAAUAACUUUGAGGGUGAAUGAAUGAAGUGUGUCUUUAAUUUCUUGAAAGAUAGAAAGUGCCUUAAUCAUACCAUACUUCAAAACUGCAUUAA
Molecule: messenger RNA, 1145 nt
Organism: Symsagittifera roscoffensis
Lineage: Eukaryota; Metazoa; Xenacoelomorpha; Acoela; Convolutidae
Product: thrombin-like enzyme BjussuSP-1
Exons: 5
Coding region: 113-1024 (303 amino acids)
Biological process (GO): proteolysis
Molecular function (GO): serine-type endopeptidase activity
Source: RefSeq, a predicted model, not a curated record